Molecule: messenger RNA, 1362 nt
Organism: Diospyros lotus (date-plum)
Lineage: Eukaryota; Viridiplantae; Streptophyta; Magnoliopsida; Ericales; Ebenaceae
Exons: 2
Coding region: 159-1031 (290 amino acids)
Source: RefSeq, a predicted model, not a curated record
UGGGUUGGGUAAGACUAGCAAGGAGAAAGGAGGAGCAGUUGUGUGAUAUAUCUCUCCACUUUUUAAUAUUCAUUAUGUAUGUAUAUAUAUGUUAGUGAGAACAGACGAACGAACGAAUAUAUAGUCGGAACCCAAUAGUUAAUAAACCAGAAGGAUUCAUGAGAGUGACCGACUACUGUAUGCUCAUGUCAAAGUUUUCAAGUGGUCUCGGCAGCUUUCUUGAUCACGGCGGCAAUCGUAAUCAUCGUGUUGCUGAUGCGGAUGCCGAUGCCUAUGAAGUAUGUUCCGAUCAAAAGGAGGACGCCGGAAAGCAGAUAACGUGGCGGGCGCGCUGCGGUUUGUCCUCCUCCUCCUCCUCCGAUAUUAUUAUCGAGCCACGACAGGAGCUGCAACGGAUCAGGAACCGUUAUGAUCAUCAGAUUAGUCCCGGAGGGAAGCUCCUAUUUCCAUGGGAGGACGAAGCGGAAGCUCCCAAGAAAACGGAAGAGGGGGAAAAUUCCCAUUCCCAUUCCCAUUUCCAUUUCCAUUUCCAUGGGAGGAGGAGGAGGAGGAGGAAGGCAAGCAAAAGGGAUCGCCAAAGAUUUGGGUUUAGGGUAAGUACAGAAGGAGCUGCUAGGCAUGGGCAUGGCAGUGAUUUGGGUUUUGGGGAUGAUGAUGAUGAUGAUGAGGAGGAGGAGGAGGAGGAGGAGGAGGAGGAAAAUUAUAGUUAUAAUGGAGAAGGAGGUGGAGGAGGAGGAUUGAUGGCAGUGAUGAGGGAAAAGGCAAAGGGAUCAGAGAGGAGUAGGCCGUACAGUAUGGACAUGGAAGAAGUGAAGGCCUGCAGGGACUUGGGCUUUGAGUUGGAGCUGGAGCUGAAACACCAUCACCAUCAUCAUCAGCUUCGCUCCGCCGCCAGUAGUGGAAGCGACUCCCCCACCAUCAUCCCCCAAUAUUAUUGGCGCGUUUCUAGCCCCGGUCGGUCAGCCAUCCUGCCCGUCCCAUUCCAUCUACUUAAUUUUACUAAUCUUCUACAUACUAACUCAUUUAGGUGAUGAUCCGAGGGAUGUCAAAACUCGACUCAAACAAUGGGCGCAGGCAGUGGCGCUCGCAUCUGCUACGUCUCCCCGCCGCUAGUAGCUGCAACCUACCCUACGUACCGGCAUCUGCAUGCUUGCCCAACUAAUUCCUUGUACAUAUAUGUAUCAUAUAUACAUAUGAGAUGAGAUGCAUGAUAUAUAUAUACACACACACACACUCUUGCUCUGCAACAAAUCCUUAAAUUUUCUUUUUCUUUAACUACUCUGCGUCUUGUAUAUGGACUUUAUAGAGUGGCAUCUUUCUUUGUAUAUUUUGGUUGAACUUGAUUGAGGCAUGGUUUCUUAA